Papilio polytes (common Mormon) is the source of this 1936-nucleotide messenger RNA. RefSeq lists its product as uncharacterized. NCBI's taxonomy places the organism in Eukaryota, Metazoa, Arthropoda, Insecta, Lepidoptera, Papilionidae. The transcript is spliced from 9 exons. The coding region runs from base 78 to 1892 and encodes 604 amino acids. The record is from RefSeq and is a predicted model, not a curated record.
AAGUCACACACGACAUUUGCUAUAUCAUUUACAUAAUACGUAUAAUAAAUAAAAUUUAAUAAAACAAUAAAGAAAAAAUGAAUUGCUACAAAGAUUACACACAAAAAGCACGAAAACUAGGCUUGGUCGAACCGCAUAUAAUAUUAUGUGGUGAUGUUACACCUAAGCUAAAUCAUUACAUUAAAAUAUUGGACGAUUUGCAUAUUAACGAAGGAUCAUAUCAGGAAUACUAUGGUGAAGUGAAGAAGAUCGUAAAUAGCUUCAUUAUUCACUGGACAGAGGUUAUGAAUAAAGCGAUCAAGGAAGCAGACAAAGUAACAAAACUUGUGAACAGGGAGGAGCUGAUAGAUUCUGUGCAAAAAACUAUUGGAUUGCAAAAAAUCAAACAGAUCUUCUUCGAAAAAUCUUUCCUUCCUGUUACUUGUUCUGAGGAAAAAGUAGCUUAUGACGAAAUCCUAAUGCGUAAUGACAAUCAUCUUGAGGGACUAAAGAACUUGGAACAUGUUAUAAAUCAAAUGCGUGAUCAUAAAUCGAUAGAAGAAUUCUCGAAGGAUCAUUUUAGUAAAUCGUUGCGAUCCAAGAAUGAUAUAUUUCGUUUCACUCACACUUAUAUUGCUGUGAUGUUGUUGAGGAACAUUAACAAAAUUCGAAUAAGCUUGGAGGAGAUCGCACACCGUGUUCGCAAUAAUCUCCAACAAUUGGAGGAAAAACGCGGUGAAGAACUGAACUGUCUUCUCAAUCAACUCUACAACAAAAACAAAGAACAACUGGCUGUGUCCAGGAAACCAUGGCGGGACUCCUCACAAAUUGCCGAAGUAAGAAUUGUUCAAAAAUGCCUGGACAAGUUGAAGUGCAGGAUAGAAUGUCACAAAGAAGGAGUUCUGGCCAGAGUUAAAGAAGAGGCCGAUUACUGGAAUGAAAAGCUCAAAGAGUUCAAUCAGAUCGACAAAACUGUCAAGGAUCUGAACGAGAUAGAACAGAAGAUUCGAGAACAACAACAGACUUAUCUCAGUUUGAGGGAUACUGAGAUACCGCCAACAAAACGCAGAUGUUGGGAGCAUAUGGAAAAGAUGUUCAAUACGAAAUUAGAACGUCUAGAAGAGAAGAAAAAGGAAGCUGGAAGGGCACUGAUUAGUUUCUUCAGUGUUAGAGGUCCUGAUCAUAUUUUCUACAAUGAUAGCAUCGGUCGUUACUACGUGGACGAGUACGGCCACAAAGUGUAUUGUUAUGACUACGGUCUCAACAUGUACCACGUCAAUUGCAAUGGAGAAUUCUUUGAGGCACAUGAUACAGAAGCAUAUUACUAUGAUGUCAACGGUCGAUAUGUUCUUGAUGCGAACGGUGAUAAAACGUACAAAAUAGCCCCUUGCACGAGUUCGUAUCGCAUGGUGAACGAUCUGCUCAAAAAGUGCACGGUGGAUUGCGGACACUCAGAGCAACAGAAUAAGUCAUGCAAGAUGGAUAUAAGACAUUGCGGAGAUAAUAUCAAUGUACCUAAGACUAAGAUGCAGAAUAUAAAAGGGACUCUUAGUAAGGAAACUGCGUUAUACUUGUGGGACAGCUUUGGCCAUAUUCUCCCGGAGGUGCUGUACCAAGUAGCUACGGAGCAACCCAAGAACCCGAUACACUGCCUCGCUCAUAAACUCAUACGUUACAAGUACAGUAGAACCCUAACAGAAAUGGAGCAAAAACGUGCAGAAGCUGCUAAAUAUCGCGAAAAUAUUUACCAAGAACGAAAAGAUAAAGCGGUAGCAGCCUCUAAGGAGUGGAAGUCUAAGCAAGUGAAGCGUCGCAAACCAGAAGAAUCUGAUGAAGUUGAAGUUCAGGCCGCUUAUGGAGCCCAUUUAGCCUGUCAGGAGUUUAUUAAUUUCUUGCCUAAUUUUUAUGGAUGAACUCACAAGUCUGAUUAUACAAAUAAACGUAAUAAAAUAAGCAA